Lactuca saligna is the source of this 333-nucleotide messenger RNA. The record is from the annotation of a GenBank genome assembly. Lineage: Eukaryota; Viridiplantae; Streptophyta; Magnoliopsida; Asterales; Asteraceae.
AUGUUAGAAAAGGGGGUGGUCCGAGAAAUCAAUAAGGUUAUCGUGAGUGUGGAAUUUUCCAGCGGGAUCCAAGGUGUUCAAAAGGCGUGUGAGGCCUUUAAGCUUGAAAAAGGGAAACAGUUGGCAGGUUGUUCUACAACUUUUGGUGAACCUGAAUCCCCGAAUCUUGACCAUGUCUUAAGAGGAGCCGAAGAGGUGGAUAUUACCCUUUCUUCCAUUGCUGAGACAGAUUUUGCAGGUCACUUUCAUCUGGGGGAGCUGGAAUAUGAUAGCUUCCGCCAGUUUUGUCGUAGGUUGGGUCCAGGAAGCUUUUCCUUGGGCUCUAGGGAUUGA